GCUAAUAUUUGAUCAAAAUCAGUGUUGAGAUAAGGUUAACAAUAUUAUCUGUUCUGUGCUGCGUUAUCGAAGAGGCGUCAUUGUCCCUUUACACCAUUCUCUCAGUUGCUCAGGCGAGGUCUGCGAAUAGUGGUCUUAAGUUAUGUCAGUGAUUCAUGAUAAGUCGAGUAGACCUCCUUGUUAUCUGAGGUUAAGUCACUGAUCCAAGUGAUUGUCGAUAGUAUUUGACUAUGGACCAGAUACAAAAUCUAUUUUCUCAGACUGACUGCAACAAAUCUUAUGUUCCAACCGCAGAGGAGUACCAUCAGGCUCUGGGGUCAUACGGCACAGCACUGCUGGCCAUCGGAGGGCUCAUCACCGUGGGCCUCUACAUUCUCUUCUUCGAGCAAGCCUUCUUCACGCUCCUCAACGCCCACCGGAUCUUUCGUCGUCACAUAUACUGGAUCGCAUCUGUCUCCCCGUUUAUGGCCCUAAUGAGUGUCAUCGCAACGGUGGUUCCCAGAGCUCAUAACAUCUGUACGUCUGUUAAAAUCACGUAUAUGGCCAUCGGAAUCAGUCACUUCACGGACCUGACAGUGCUGAUGUUCGGCAGCGAGGCUGUCAUGCUGGCCAAGACGGAGGGAAAGAAGUUGAACCUCCAAGUGGGGCCAAGCUGCUGCUGCUGCUGCUGCCUUCCCUCUCCACCUGUCACUAAGUUCUCCCUGCGGCUGGUAAUGCUGAUGGUGGACCAGCUGCCCUUCUCCCAAGCUGCGUACUACAUCACAAUCCUUAUCCUCAUCUCUGCUGAUAUUAUCACCCUGGGAAAUGUGAAUCCAAGUGGAGUAUAUUUGUGGUUAAGCUUGUUCAACCUGAUCUUCCUCAUGGGCGGAGUCUACGCCUUGCAGAUCCUCACUACCUUCUCCAGGGGCCACUUGGAACGCUACAACUACACUGCAAAGUCGUUCUCGAUGAAGACGUUAGUACUGGUGACCAACCUGCAAAGUCUCAUACUUGAUAUCAUGGCCAACUAUGGUGCCUUUCCUUGCAUCUCUCCAUACCUACCUCCACAGGUCUACAAGCAGACUGUUGAGAACUCCAUCUACCUGCUGGAGAUGAUGGUCCUGGGAAGUUACACAUAUUGGCACUAUCACAACCGCAAAUUCCUCUAUUCCAACCCCUCAGAGGUCGAGCAUAUAGCAACAAGCAAACAUUCAUCUGUCGGAAGCAUGGAAGGCAGCAACGACAACAGUGAUAUAAACUUAACCACCAGUACCAAAAGCACCAUCUUGGAGAUGAACUUUGGAGACGUUAACGAGACUCAUGUCAGCGACAACAACAGUAAGAGCACCUAUCGUUUCUACGAUGUGACCAGUGACACCAGUAUCAAGAAUAUCAGUAACAGCAGCAUCACCAAUAAUAAUUACAAAAGGCGUCCCACUAACGUCACUACUCUGACGAAUUCAGGAAAUCUCUCUCCAGUAGCACUUAGACAAAAAAAUAUGAACACAGCCCCAGGGCAGAGAGAAUAUCAGGAAAGAUUUGUAGUAGCUGGAGACCUUCCUUGUUUCGUUGUGCAUCGCUCUAACGAUGGACAAGAUGAGACAGUGAUCGCCCACGUUGAUCAGAAACCGUCCAGUAAACAUCGCAGUGUGUCGAGGGUCAAUGGUGGACCUUUUCAGAAUACAAAGCGACACAAAGAACGGAUAACACUGAAAUUUUCACCCGACAAUGAACACAGGUCAAGCGCUACUCAUAACUCUCAACUGAGACGAGCUUCUUACUAGCUUCAUGUCGAAGGAGAGUAUAUUAUAAAAACGUUAGUCAGGCAAGCACUGAUUGUUGUUAACAAGCUAUUUUGGGUUAAGGGAAGACAUGAUUGAAAGUUAUUUUGAGUCUUUCACAAACCGUGCCGCAGAGUCCCUCUCCCAGUGUAUCACAGAUUGUGCUGAAGUCUCUGCAGUACUCAGGUAUCUUUCUGCAGUUACAUAGCCUGAACUAGUCUACGACACCUGAAAAAUACAGAAGAAUGUGUCUGGAAUUCUCCGACAUCGUGCACUUUGAAACCACUUCCCGAAACAAGGGUAACUUUCAAUUAGUCAAACUUUUGGCACAUUGCUUCACUGAAACUGGAAUAACAGGGACGUAAAAUGUUUUACUCUUUACAGCACUGGCUUAUAUUAUAUAUCUUAAGUCCUUUCUAAAAUUUUCUCUUAACUUUUAAAAAUAUACUUUUUUUCAUUUAUGUUAAUGUAAUAAUUAAUAAUUUUGUACCAAAAGAACCUUAGAAAACUUACCGACCCUUGGAGUUAAUGCAAAAUGAAGCUCUCAGGAUUAUUCUUGGCUGUCCCAGAUCUACAAAAGUUCUUAACAUGAGGAAGGAGCUUGGUAUUUCUAGUAUCAGUGAUAGGAUUGUUGAAAUUAACACUGUACUCGGUAUUAGAAUGUUGAGAAACGAACCAGACACUGUCACAGUGAAUCUUACCAAGUGUCUAGAGGUAAAUACACACAGAUCUAAAUGGAUUGUGAAAACGUGCAAUUGCAUUAAGUUUUAUAACCUGCAUGAACUGUAUCACUGUAGGCAACAAGAGCAUUUCACCCCUCCAUGGAAGAUGUGUUCAUUUAAUAUCACAUACCUACAAGUUCCUCCCAAGAAGCUCAUUGCUAGUAAUCCCUUCCUUAAAUCUCUUGUUAGAGCAACUGCUCAAGAAGAAAUUUCUCACCUAGCUGGUAGUAACAAGUUAUCACAAGUUAUAUACACUGAUGGAUCUAAACAGGAGUCUUCUGGCAGGGCUGCAUCUGCUCUUGUUGCCACCUCCCUAGUUAAGAACGAUAAUAAAUUUGUUGAGUUAG
This is a messenger RNA of Cherax quadricarinatus, 2829 nucleotides long. The record is from RefSeq and is a predicted model, not a curated record. Lineage: Eukaryota; Metazoa; Arthropoda; Malacostraca; Decapoda; Parastacidae.